Molecule: messenger RNA, 11476 nt
Organism: Anastrepha obliqua
Lineage: Eukaryota; Metazoa; Arthropoda; Insecta; Diptera; Tephritidae
Gene: bchs
Product: WD repeat and FYVE domain-containing protein 3
Exons: 27
Coding region: 413-10945 (3510 amino acids)
Molecular function (GO): protein binding; metal ion binding
Source: RefSeq, a predicted model, not a curated record
GAUGUUCGGUCUGCGUCGUCGCGCUAGUUUAUACAUAAGUUGAAGAAAAAAUGUGAAAGAAAUUUGCUAAAGUAAAAAAUUUAACACAAUGUAAUUACAGAAAAAUAAAAAAAGUAUUGAAACGUGUGCAAUUUUAACGUGCGAAGAAGUACAGUGGCUAAACUUGGAAUUAGAAAUUACAUUUAGUGUCCAAAAAGCGUGCGUCAGUGUCCAAUUAGCAACCACAAAUAGCACCUAAGGUUUCAUUCAACUUCCAAAGGGCCACACACAAUCGCCCGCACAGGCGCUGUGGUGUUAGUGGUGGCUGCGGUUGCUCCGCAUUCGGAGUGGAAGCCACAGUAAAACACCAAAAAAUAACAAAAACAAAAACCGAAACGCUCUCGAAAGUGUACAACUCUGCUGAACCACAAACAUGAAUGUGAUGCGUAAGUUGCGCGGUAACGCCAGCACCACUGGCUCACCCACCGCGGGAGCAGGUGCUACAGCUAAUGGCAACAUUACGGCGACUAGCGCGAGUGGAACACGUAUGGGAGACGAGAUAACCGCUGCCACCGAUGCGCGCGUACAAAUCAGCCUGCACACGCUGAAGCAACUCUUCAAUGAGUACACACAUCCCAAAGAGGCGCUCAGCGAGCACGAAAGAGAUAUGAAGUUAUAUCAAAUGUUGCCGUUAUUUUGCAAGGUCUUUAGCACCUGUCCGGCAGCCGAUAUGAGUGAGAAGUUCUGGGAUGUGGUGGCUUUUUGUCAGCAAGUCUCGCGCUUGAUGGUCAGCGAAAUACGAAAACGUGCCUCCAAUCAAAGCACGGAGGCGGCAUCGAUAGCGAUUGUGAAGUUUUUGGAAAUCGAAACGACCGAGGAUACCAGCAGCGGUUGGAUGUUGUUGUCCACCUUGAAUUUAUUGGCCAACGGAGAUGUGUCGUUGAUACAGGUUAUGACAGCAGCCGCAGUGCCCUCCACGCUCGUCAAAUGCCUGUAUUUGUUCUUCGACUUGCCAAUAGUGGAUGAUGAUCCGGCACCGGGUGUCGGCGAGUCGGCGAGCGACUUCAAUGCCUUCGAGCGUCGCACACUACUGCAAAAAGUCUUCGUACAGCUGUUGGUUAAGCUUUGCUCAUAUCCGUAUCCGGCUGAGGAGUUGGCGCGCAUGGAUGACUUGACGUUGCUCUUCUCGGCCAUCACUUCGCCCUGCCCAACGCACAAUAUUGUGUGGCGUAAAAAUGCAGCAGAAAUAUUGACGACCAUCUCGCGGCACGGGCUAACCGAUGCUGUCGUUAGUUAUAUACAUUCCAAGGGAUGCAUGGCUUUGUGCGUGGAUAAUAUGCAGCGUCUGAGCUUUGGCAAUCCAUUGGAGAUUGUUGAAAUGUUUGUUACCGUUUUUUGCUUCCUAAAGGAUUCUAGUCAAGUGUCACAAAUUUUGCUCGAUGACUUCAAAGCAUCACAAGGAUACCUCUUCCUCAGCGACUUUUUGCUCAAAUUCGACACCACACGUACCCAUUCCCUUGAAGUGCAGGCUGCCAUACGCAAUCUCGUACUGAUGAUCUCCUCGCUUUGCAUGUGCGGCUUCAAUGAGUUGCGUCCACCUCAGGUACAGAACACCCUCUUCAAAAUGCAAAACUUUCAAAUGCCACAAGCCAGCUCACGCGAGACUUGCGUACGCAACAUCUACGCAUUCCAAGUACUGCAAACCGUCUUCCUGAAGUCUACUUCACCGGCGCUUUGCUGCACCAUACUCGACGCCAUAUCGCGCGUAUAUCACUCGGAGAAUGCCAACUAUUUUAUACUCGAUUCGGAGAAUACGCUGAGCCAGUUCACUGAGCGCAUUCACCUCAAAGGUCCACAGAUACAGGAGAAAUUCUUCGAUUUACUUGAGUUCAUUGUAUUCCAGCUGAAUUUUGUGCCCUGCAAGGAGCUGAUAAGUCUCUCAUUACUGCUAAAGAACAAUCAUGCGACAAGUUGCAGCAUACUUUGCUUGAAGACACUACUCAACAUACUACGUCACAAUGCAGUCUUCAAAGAAGUCUACCUCGAGGUGGGCAUACUCGAGGUAUUCGUCACCUGCUUGAAUCGCUAUGCGGAUCACGUGCGCAAAAUAACCAAAUGCGAUGAGAGUGUGGUGAUUGUGCCGGAGGAGGAUGAUCUUGAGGAUCUCACCGACACGUUGGGCAAGCAUGUGCUCGAAGCGCUUACCAUCCUCCUCAGCGGCAAUAACAACAAUGCGAAUGUGUUUCGCGAAUGCGGCGGCGCCAAGCGCAUACACGAUUUGGUGAAAUUCAAACACUGCCGGCCACAAGCGCUGGGCAUCAUACGUGAACUGAUACUGUCUGCGGGCGGCGAUGACGAUGUGCUUUUCAUACUGUCCGUGAUGCAUUCGGUGCCGCCGUAUCAGGUGGAAUUCAAAAUACAAAUACUCAAUAUGCUGUUGGGCUGUUUGAAGGACUCACAUCGCACGCGCACCGUGUUUCGCAAAGUAGGCGGCUUUGUUUAUCUGACUAGCGUCUUCGUCUCGCUCGAUGGCAAGCUGUGCGAUGAGCCGCUGGCGCACAUAGAGCCGGACUCACAGGCGAUCACACAGGAUGAUCUGAUUUUGCUGCUGCAGAUUGUAUGCCAAACGCUAGCGACUGCGAUGCGGUUCGAGCCCGCGAAUGCGAAAUUUUUUCACCAGGAAAUUUGCACAACUUCGCUGUGCGAUACGUUCCGGCUAUUGGGCUGCUUCGGCAGCGCAACCGAACUGUGCGACUUUAAGGGCGAGUUUGAAAAUGACAAUGCAAAGCAGAAGUAUUUCCACGAGGUAUUCUCGGGUGACAUAUUGAAUUUUGGCUUCAGUGCGGACAUACCGCGCUCGUUGUCCUACGCCUGUGUCGUUUAUCGCCUGCUGUACAGCAUUGCCUUGGACAACUUUGAAACGCCCAACUUGUCGGGCGUUAUAACGCUUUUCAGCGAUACGCAUUCGCGCUCGCCCAGCAAAGAGUUGCCACCGGCGCAUCCCAAUCAGUUGAAUCUUUCGCAGCCCACGCCAGAGCCGCGCAUUGUGCACCCAGGCGUUGUGCUUUGCAUGCUGCAGCUAUUGCCAAGCAUCACACACGAAUCCAGCGCCAUGCUGGCGCUCAAUCUGCAAGUUUACCUUAGCGAGAUCAUCAAGUCUUUGGUGCGCAGCGAACGCAAUCAGCAAAUCAUGUGCGACUACGGACUGGCCGAACAGCUGUUGAAAAUUGCGCGCAACGCGCUGUCGGAGGAGUCGAAUCCGUUGCAUGUUUCCAUGCAGUAUGUGCUGGAGCGCUUGGCUGCGCAAGCUUUGCAGCCCACGGAAUUGCGUGAAUUUCUGCGCCUUGGCGAGCCACUCUCGUGCGCCGAUAUCGAUUUGCGCAAACCCUAUAGUAUGGGCGGGCCUGUGCCGCUAACCCGCAUCAAGACGCUCGUUUCGAUGACAACACCGCGUGACUUUCGCGCGCAUGGUUCGAGCACUUUGCCGCCAUUCGUGGAGAUGGAUAUGUCGGCCGAAGGUUUUGGUUGCUUGUACUUGCCGUCGCUGGCGCCACAGGCCACCGCCACCACAGGCGGCACAAUCGAUGCGAACACAAUUGGGGGUAUUGGCGCGGGCGAUCGCAUUUUUCCACCACAAACGGGUCUCUCAUACUCAACUUGGUUUUGUGUGGAGAAGUUUUCGGAUCCCAAGACGGAUCCGCAUUGUGUACGGCUGCUGACGCUAGUGCGCACAAUACACAAUCCACGCGAAGAAAAUUUGGUUUGCUUAUCCAUACUGUUGUCGGCGCGCGACAAGGCGAUUGUGGUGUCCACGCAGGAAACGCUGGUGACGCCGAGCAAAAGCCUCGGCGACUGGGAGCCAGAAGGCUCAGAUGAUGGCAGCGCACGCAUUUGGUGUCCCGACCUGUUGCACGAGGGCCAAUGGCAUAACCUGGUGGUGGUGCUUAACCGCGCGGUGUUGAAGAACUCCAGCCUCUCGCUCUACUUGGAUGGCACUCCCAUGCACACACAGAAGCUCCAUUAUAUUUCACAAAAUCCCGGCGCUGGCUCUGUCAAUCUGGCAGUCGCCAGUCAAGUCUACGGCUACAUCGGCACACCGCCAAUUUGGCGUCGCUACUCGCGUCUGUGCUGGAAGCAGGGUGUUUGCCAUUUGCUGGAGGACGUCAUCGCGCAACAGACUGUGCAGACCAUCUACAACUUGGGACCGCACUAUAUGGGCUCGCUGCAGGCGCCACAACUGGGCAAGCAAAGUGAACCGUUGUCACCUUUGGUGCCGGAAGAUCGCGUGCUGUUGGGACUGAACGCAAAGGCAGUUUCUCAGUUGACUUUGGUGAAAAUUCGCAAGGUUUAUAGUCGCGUCGAUAACAAAUCCAUAGCUAAAGUGUUGGGCAUGAAUUCACAUGAGAACGCCACACCCAUAAGAAUUCUGCAUAACUCCGCCGGCCAUUUGGCGGGCGCCGGUCGCUCUCUUGGCGGCGUAGUCGUUGGCUACUUGGGCGUGCGCGUAUUCAGUCCUCAUCCAGUCUCCGCCAUGAUCGACACUGUGGGCGGCUGUAACGUGCUGCUGGGUAUCAUCGCCAUGGCGCAGGAUGUCGAAUCACUUUACGCCGGCGUGAAAGCGCUGACUUGCGUGGUGCGCAGUAAUCGCGCUGCACAAAGCGAAAUGGAUCGCAAACGUUGCUAUCAAACACUGGGCAUGUUUUUCAAGAAGAAAAAGAAUCUGCUCAACUCGCAUAUACUGCAUUUGACUUUUGGGCUGGUCGGCACCGUGAGCAGUGGCCAAGACAUGUCGGCUAUACCGAAUGUGACUGCAUUCCAGGAUUUACUCUGCGAUUUGGAAAUUUGGCAUAAUGCGCCAAAUGGUUUGCUGCGCUCACUGCUCGAACAUCUGCUCGAGUUGGCUAUUGAAUCGAACGAGAAGAAACAGAAUGUUAAGAUUAUGGGCAACCUGCAGCUACUCAACAAAUUGUUGCACAUUAUUAUCGAUAUACAGGAUCACUCGACGCGUGAAAUACUCUUCAAUCUGAUUGAAACUCUGCUUGGUGGCCAGCCGCGCCACAGUGACUUGCUGCUCUUUGGCCAAUACAUUGCCGCUAAGUUGCCCAAGUCCGAUCAGGUUGAGAAAGCGGUCAUAUUGCCAAGCAUGCGCACAACUGGCGGCACUAACGGUGUAGGCCUUAGCGAUCAAGAGGUAAUUGCGCAAAAUAUUUAUCUACGCAACCGCUGCCUCUCGUUGCUGCAUGGCUUGCUUUUCACGCCGCGCAACACCGUUAACUACAUCAUUUGCGAUGACAUCUCCAAGACGUUGGGCAUGGAUUGGCUACUACUCUUCAUGCAACCGCAUGUACACUUCACUACCGUUAUAAUUGCAGUGCGCAUUCUGGUGGUCGUGUGCGCCAAUGAGAAUUUCAUGGUGCGCUUCAGAGACUCGACGCACAAUGGCGGCUAUUUGCGUUUCACGGAAAUGGUAUCACAGAAGAAAAUGAUGGCAUUGGGCGCGCCACAGCUGAAUACGGGCGCGCAUAGCGGUGCAGGCUCGGUGAUUGUGACCACCGCCAAUGUCGUGCAGCACUUGCCCACGCAGAUUGCGGGCGAAGUGCGCACCACUGCGCUGAGCAUACCAGGCUUUCAAAUGCUCGAAUGGCUGCUCACCCAUCAUCUCGAUGUGCCCGAGCUAUAUUUCCUCAUCACCGCCUUGAUUAUGGGCCAACCGGUGAAAUUGCUCGCUACUGAGCACACAAAAUUCGAUUUGGAUCGUGUGCGUCUCUUCCUGUGGGGCACACCGCCCACUUCGAAUGCGCCACUACCAAAAAUGAACGUUUGCCCCGAAGCCGUCUGCGUGCUGCUGGGCAUGGUGCGCGCCAUUGUGCACUCAACCGAAUGCGCCAACUGGCUGAAUAGCCACCCGGAGACAAUAAUUCAGCUGCUCUUCAAUUUGUAUCAGAAUGUAACCGAUUUCAUGCCCGUCAUGAUGUCCGGCGAUGUCGUCAGCUCGUUGGUGGCCGUGCUCUUCCCCAAUGCGAAGGAGCCCAAUAAUGAUUCCGAACCCAAUAGCGGCAAUUCCACACCCACCGAUAAUGGAACGAGCAGCUUUUUGUUGCAUGCCGCGCAUAGCGCCGCAAAUACGCCAGCGCACAAGUUGACACAGCAUCCGGUGCGCAAGUGUAUAAUUGAUUUUCUGCGCGUGAUUGUCGUCGAUUCACUGAGUCUAAAUAUGCAUGGCAAGACGACACCCGUUAUUGAUCUAGUGUUGGAUGCUUCGCCCGAGUCGGCGGAAAUGCCGUUGCAAAUUGAGUAUCAGACAGAAAUUAUCACCGCUUUGAUGGAGCAUCUGCUGGCCGCCGACGUUUUGGUAGGCGAGCAGGCCGCGCUCUCCAUUGUGCCGUUGCUGCAGAGUCACACACAGCACAUAGCGCCGAAUGUGUUCUACUUCACAGCGCGCGUGGUGGACAAAAUGUGGCAGGGUUGCUUGACGCGCAAUCCGCAUGAUAUUUUCGACUUCGUCAUAAAGUUAAUUGCGCAGGCGAAGCGGCGUUCCUCGUCGCUGACUAUCGAGCAGCUGCAUCACUCGCUGAAUCGCACAAUUCUGUAUUUGUUGUCGCGUCCCACAGAGUCUAUAACGGAGCAAAUGAGUGUGCUGGAGGCUUUGCACAACAUCAUCACCCAUCGUUUGCUCAUUUUUGGCGCUGGCAACCAUGAGUUGGAGUUCAUUGGCUGUCUGACUUAUUGUCUGCUGCAAUUGACUUCGGAUAUGAAAAUCAUUUUGGAACCGGCGAAUAGGAAUACCACUUGGCAUGUAAAUCCGCAAACGGACACUGCCGAGCCAAAGGACGAGGAUCUCAAUCAGUUGCAGGGUCGCAAUCUUAUUGUCGGUGCUGCCUUUCGCGUGUGGGAAGAGUUGUACGUUUGCAAGAAGCCCGCCAUCGAGGAGGUAUUCAAAGUAUCGCUCACGCCACCGCCACCCAAUUCCAAAGCGCCAGAUUUGCAGAGCACGCGCGAACAAGUAAUGGAGUUAGCCUCUAAACUCUGGUUUAACUAUGUGGACGCUGAGCGUAAGGCCUCCUAUCGUGUGCCCUGGGAGAUACACAAUCAAAUACAAUCGAAAAUACAGAAAGUGACAGGCGGCUUGUCGCGUCUGGCGAGUCGCACGAAAGUAAAGAAAGACGAGCUCGUGCGCACCAAAUCGACCAUGAGCAAGGAGAGCGCCUUCGAUUGUACGGGCAUACACGUGCAAUUGAUCAAGGACCUCUGGGAGCUGCGCUGCAAGCAAUACAUACAAAUGCAGCAACACACGCAGCGCUAUGUUUAUCAGGACUGGAUACAGUCGGAGACUGAGUUGACGCGCGAACGUGGCUUGUGGGGUCCCGAGGGCAGUUCUUCAUUGGAUAAAUGGAUAUUGGAUACCACAGAAGGACCACAUCGCAUGCGAAAGAAGACCAUGCGGAAUGAGUUGUUCUAUUUGCACUAUCCUUAUAGACCGGAAAUCGAUUUGCCUGACAAUCGUCAAUUAAAAUACAAAGUGGCCACAAGUUUCGAUAGCAAAAUCUACUAUACCCACUGUCAGCAGCCACCGCGCAUACUCUGCGAAACUGAUUCGCUACAACAACAACUCUCCAUACAGCAACAAAACUCACUCGACGCAAAUAAUGCAAAGCAUCCACACCUCAUCCAACACCAACAGUCUGAUUCGCAAACCAGCAGAAGCGAGCAUUCGGGUGGUGGUAGCAGCAGUACGCCACCACCACCACUGCCACAUUCACCCCUCGAUGCAGCAACUCGCCUGCAUAAUCCACAAGAGUCCAUUGAUGCGAGUGUACAGGAAGAAGACGAGGAAGAAGAGGACACCUCCAUGAUGUCCGACAAUGAAACAUUCCUCCGUUUGUUGGAAGAGCAAGAGAAGAUCUCUUUCAUGUUUCGCUGUGCGCGCAUACAGGGUUUGGACACGUUCGAGGGUUUGCUGCUAUUCGGCAAGGAGCACUGCUACAUAGUUGAUGGUUUCACGCUGUUAAAGAAUCGCGAAAUACGCGACAUUGAUACUUUGCCACCGGGCGCAUACGAGCCGAUCAUACCGAAUUCGGGUGGUCCUACGCGCACUCAAAAGGCGCGUCAGUGCUCGAAAUUUGCCUAUGAGGAAAUUAGGGAGGUGCACAAGCGUCGCUAUUUGCUGCAGCCGAUUGCCUUGGAGGUGUUCUCGGAGGAUGGCCGAAAUUAUUUGUUGAGUUUUCCACGGAAAGUGAGGAAUAAGGUCUAUCAACGUUUCAUGGCACAGGCCACUGCAAUCAACGACAAUGCUCAGCAGUCGGUGGCGGGUCAGAAGCGCACAGCGAGCGUAGAACAGACGUCGGGCAUAUUUAGCAGUCUCAUUGGCGAAACAUCGGUCACGCAACGUUGGGUGCGCGGCGAAAUCUCCAACUUCCAAUACUUAAUGCAUUUGAAUACGCUGGCUGGCCGUUCAUACAAUGAUCUCAUGCAGUAUCCGGUCUUCCCCUGGAUAGUCGCCGACUAUGAGUCGGAAGAGCUGGAUUUGUCAAAUCCGAAGACAUUCCGUGAUUUCUCCAAGCCAAUGGGCGCACAGUCGGAGGAGCGUUUAGAGCAAUUUCAGAAGCGUUUCAAGGAGUGGGACGACCCGCACGGUGAGACGCCACCUUAUCACUACGGCACACAUUACAGCUCUGCCAUGAUUGUGUGCUCUUAUCUGGUGCGUUUGGAGCCAUUCACACAGCACUUUUUGCGCCUGCAAGGCGGUCAUUUCGAUUUGGCGGAUCGCAUGUUUCAUAGCAUCAAGGAGGCCUGGCUGUCCGCAUCCAAGUUCAAUAUGGCCGAUGUCAAAGAAUUAAUACCAGAAUUUUUCUAUCUUCCUGAAUUUUUGAACAAUGGCAAUAACUUUGAUUUGGGCACGAAACAGAAUGGCGAGACGCUGAAUCAUGUCAUAUUACCACCUUGGGCCAAACAGGAUCCCCGUGAAUUUAUACGCGUGCAUCGGAGUGCCUUAGAGUGUGAUUAUGUUAGUCAAAAUCUGCAUUUGUGGAUUGAUUUGAUAUUUGGCUGCAAGCAACAAGGUCCCGCCGCCAUUGAGGCUGUGAAUGUUUUCCAUCAUCUCUUUUACGAAGGCAAUGUGGAUAUUUACAACAUCGAUGACCCGCUGAAGAAGAAUGCCACCAUUGGUUUUAUCAAUAAUUUUGGGCAGAUUCCCAAACAGCUUUUCAAGAAAGCGCAUCCUGCUAAGAAAAUGUCCAAUUCACGUCAUUCCACUUUAAUUGACCCGGGCGCUUUAAUACAAGGCAAUACCACCGUUUUACAAUCGGAACGUUUAUUCUUCCAUAAUUUAAAUAAUCUCAAACCGAGCCUGCAGCCAAUUAAGGAACUGAAAGGACCAGUUGGUCAGAUAUUGCAACCAGACAAGACUGUGUUUGCCGUCGAACAGAAUAAGGUCAUGAUGCCACCCUCCUAUACGAAAUAUAUUGCCUGGGGCUUUGCCGAUCACUCGUUGCGCAUCGGUCUGUACGACUCCGAUCGCGCUUCUUUCGUUUCCGAGGCAGCCGCACAAAACUCGGGUGAAAUACUCUGUUGCGCUUGUCCCAAUGGCAAGAUGAUUGUCACCGCCGGCACCAGUUCGGUUGUGACGCUAUGGAAAUUCGAUGCGAAUCGCAAGAGCCUCACCGUGCGCAACUCGCUGCACGGGCACACAGAUGCCGUUACAUGUUUGGCAGCAAGCGCCGCUUACAAUGUCAUCAUCUCGGGCUCGCGCGAUGGCACGGCGAUCGUGUGGGAUAUGUCACGUUUCACAUUUGUGCGACAGUUGCGCGGUCAUGCGGGCGUUGUGGCCGCUGUAGCGAUCAACGAUCUCACCGGUGACAUCGCAACUUGUUCGGCCACUUGGCUGCAUGUUUGGUCGAUCAAUGGCGAUCCGCUGGCGAUGGUGAACACGUGUGUGGGUAGUGCCGAUCGUAUGCAACAGAUCUUGUGUGUUGCUUUCUCGCAGAUACGCGAAUGGGAUCAGGAGAAUGUGGUGAUUACCGGAUCGACGGAUGGUGUAGUGCGGAUGUGGUCUUUGGAGUACACACAGGUGCCCAUCGAACGUAAACUCAAACGCGCCACAGAGGUUAGUUCACAGGAUCGACCGGCUAGCACAGAGCGUGAAAACUCGUGUGACUCCAAGGAUGGUGACAAAUUGCAUAUACUCAAACAAAUGAAGAGUCUAUCGUUGCAAGAUGAAAAUGCAAUUGUCAAGUCUGGCUCGGAAAGCAGCAUAUCAGAAGCUUCAGCGCACUCACAGCACUCAACACAUUCUGAGAAGGCCGCGUUAGAGUCCAAAGACCCUGCGGAUAAGGAUAAUAAUGAGGAAAGUGAAAGGCGUAAAAGUUCGCUGUCUGGCGCUAAAUCCUUGCACGAAAUGAAAGCAGCAACAGUGGACGGUGAAAGCAUAGCCAAUAAAGGUGUUGAAGAGGAAGAACGUACUAUACGCCCCAGCAAAUCGGAUACAAGUCUCACCGACGGUUUCGUUAUGGUUGACAGUGAGAAACACAAAAGUGAUCAGUCGCUGAGAAAAGGCUUCAAAUGGCAACGUCAAUUAAUGUUCCGCUCCAAACUCACCAUGCAUACGGCAUACGAUCGUAAAGACAAUGCGGAACCGGCUAGCAUAACCGCGCUAACCGUUUCGAAAGAUCACAAAAUUUUGUAUGUUGGCGAUGCGCGUGGGCGAAUAUUUUCGUGGAGUGUAACCGAGCAACCGGGACGAGGUGUAGCCGAUCAUUGGCUAAAAGAUGAGGUCACCGAUCAGUGCGUGAAGUGUCAUGUGAAAUUCAAUCUCUACGAACGCAAGCAUCACUGCCGCAACUGCGGCCAGGUAUUCUGCAACAAAUGCAGCCGUUUCGAAUCGGAAAUCUCGCGCUUACGCAUACUCAAACCAGUGCGCGUGUGCCAGGCCUGCUAUAGUCAAUUACGCGCCAACUCAGUGGACAAUUAAGCUGUGAAAUGCGAGGCGCGCAAGUGGACGGACCAAAACACAAAAAAAAAAAAAAAAAAUAAUGCAAUUUUUUAGCAAAAACUAAGCAAACGAAAACAAUACUUUUACUCCUUUUAUAAUUUAUUAUGUACCGAAGCGUUUUCGACGCCCAUUUGUAUAUUUCCGAUUAUUCGCUAAUUACUGCUGUCUUAUUUUAUUACGCAUGAACAUAUUUUUUAAGCUUUUUUCUAUUAGUAUGUUAAAUUUUCAUACGAUGACGAUAUUAUUGUGUGUCACCAUCAAACAAGAAGGCUGUUUUAUAUUUGUAUAUUAUUUUUUAUUAUAUUUUAUUCGAUCUUUUCUACCUUCAGAGCUAUUCAAAUGCCAACUUAAAUCACUUAGAAGGUAAAGCAAAGAAAAAAAGUAAAAACAAAAAAAAUAAUUCAUUCUCCCUACUAUUUCUAUUGUAAAACAAACUUUUUAUACUUUCUACUUAUUUAUUACAAAAAACAAAAAAAAACUGGUAAAAUAUAUUUAAAAAAUGACUAUCAA